Strongyloides ratti is the source of this 1254-nucleotide messenger RNA. RefSeq names its product Arrestin-like, N-terminal domain and Arrestin C-terminal-like domain and Arrestin, C-terminal domain and Immunoglobulin E-set domain-containing protein. NCBI's taxonomy places the organism in Eukaryota, Metazoa, Nematoda, Chromadorea, Rhabditida, Strongyloididae. Gene Ontology annotation, cellular component: cytoplasm. The record is from RefSeq and is a predicted model, not a curated record. Gene Ontology annotation, biological process: protein transport. The transcript is spliced from 3 exons. Bases 1 to 1254 code for a protein of 417 amino acids.
AUGGCUAAUUUAAAAUGUAUUUCCGGUGAUGGAAUGGAAUUAGAAAAUUUAAUAAUGUCCCAAAUAUCUCUAAAUGUUGUAUUAGGUGAAAGUCGUGUUUUUGUAAAUGAAUCUCUUAUUGGAAAUGUUUUAGUUGAAUUAGAUGAAACUGAUAUAAUUGUUCAAGAAUUGUAUGCAGAAUUUCGUGGUAUUACAAAAACAGGAUGGGUUAAUAUUCAUACAGAUAAAAUUUUUGAAAAUGUUAAAGAACAUUUUUGUUAUAAAGUUUCAUUUAAUAAAAAUCCAAUGCAUAUGGUUAAAGGUUUUUAUCAAUUUCCUUUUUCAUUUCGUGUUCCAGAUGGUUGCCCAAAUAGUUAUGAAAGUGAAUUUGGUUCAGUAAGAUAUUCUAUACGUGUUGUUCUUAAACUUGACUAUGAAACAGCUAUUGUUGAAGAAAAUUUUCCAUUUUAUGUUUUUAAUAAAACACACUUUGAUGACUUACCUAUUUCCAUGUUAAGAAAAUUAGUAUAUAAAGAUGAAAUAGACUUCACAAUAUGUUCAAUACCAGCUGGCUCUAUAUAUCUUUUUAUUGGCCUUCCCAGAACAGCUUAUCAUUUAGGAGAGGAAAUAAAAAUAAAUAUUAGUGUAAAAAAUAGCAGUAGAAAAAAUUUAAAGCAAUGUUGUUUACAGCUAAUAAUGAAAUGUGAAUUAGAAGCAAUAUCAAGAUAUGAACAUAUAAGUGAAAAAAAACUUAUUGAGGUUAUAAUAGACCAGUAUGAAAUUGGGAAAAUUAAUAAAAAAUCAGAAGAUCAAAUUAGAAAUUGUAAACUUGUUGUUCCAGAAAAUGCAACACCUAGUCAAAUUGAUUGUUUUAAGAAUAAAUUGUCUAGUCAAAAAAAUGUACAAUGUGAAUUACAUUCUAAAGAUAUUAAUGAAACAAAAAAUAAUCCAUUAAUUGUUAUAAGUUAUUCAUUAAAAUUUUUGGCACUCCCUGGUAUUGAAACAGAAAUUCCAUUAAUUUUUACAACAAGAGGUUUUAAACCGGAUAGAAGUUCUUUCCCAAAAAUGAAUAUUAAUCAGUUAUCUAUGAUAAGUAGUCAUUAUAGUACAUUAACAAAAGAAAGUUCACCAAUUCUUGAAGCAAUUGAAAUGUUAAAUCAAAAACGAAAGACAAAAAUUGAUGAAAGAAAAAUUCAUAAAAAUAAUUAUCUUCAACGAGGACAUUUUUAUGAUUCAGCUUACAUUCAUCCAAUUCAUCGUGGUGAAUCAAUUUAA